Molecule: messenger RNA, 2604 nt
Organism: Oryctolagus cuniculus (rabbit)
Lineage: Eukaryota; Metazoa; Chordata; Mammalia; Lagomorpha; Leporidae
Source: RefSeq, a predicted model, not a curated record
GUCCGCGAGCGGGGGAGGGGCCGCGUGCUGCCGGGGCUGGCCGGGGUCGGCGGGCUGCGGGGCCGGAGGGCGCGCGGAGCCUCGCCGGCCCGCGAUGAGCUCGCCGCCACCGGCCCGCAAGGGCUUUUACCGCCAGGAGGUGACCAAGACCGCCUGGGAGGUGCGCGCUGUGUACCAGGACCUGCAGCCCGUGGGCUCGGGCGCCUACGGCGCCGUGUGCUCGGCAGUGGACAGCCGCACGGGCGCCAAGGUGGCCAUCAAGAAGCUGUACCGUCCCUUCCAGUCGGAGCUGUUCGCCAAGCGUGCCUACCGCGAGCUGCGCCUGCUCCAGCACAUGCGCCACGAGAACGUGAUCGGCCUGCUGGACGUGUUCACCCCAGACGAGACCCUGGACGACUUCACAGACUUUUACCUGGUGAUGCCGUUCAUGGGCACCGACCUGGGCAAGCUCAUGAAGCACGAGAAGCUGAGUGAGGACCGCAUCCAGUUCCUGGUGUACCAGAUGCUGAAGGGGCUGAAGUACAUCCACGCUGCUGGCGUCAUCCACAGGGACCUGAAGCCCGGCAACCUGGCAGUGAAUGAGGACUGUGAGCUGAAGAUCCUGGACUUUGGCCUGGCCAGGCAGGCUGACAGUGAGAUGACUGGCUAUGUGGUGACCCGGUGGUACCGGGCCCCCGAGGUCAUCCUGAACUGGAUGCACUACACACAGACAGUGGACAUCUGGUCGGUGGGCUGCAUCAUGGCGGAGAUGAUUACGGGGAAGACGCUGUUCAAGGGCAGUGACCACCUGGACCAGCUGAAGGAGAUCAUGAAGGUGACAGGGACGCCUCCGGCCGACUUCGUGCAAAAGCUGCGGAGCGCUGAUGCCAAGCAGUACAUGCAGGGCCUCCCCGAGUGUGAGAGGAAGGACUUUGCCUCCGUGGUGACCAACGCAAGCCCUCUGGCCGUGAACCUCCUGGAGAAGAUGCUGGUGCUGGACGGGGACCAGCGGGUGACAGCGGCCGAGGCGCUGGCCCACCCCUACUUCGAGUCCCUGCACGACACGGAGGACGAGCCCACAGCCCAGAAGUACGACGACUCCUUUGAUGACGUGGACCGCACCCUGGACGAGUGGAAGCGUGAGUUGUGCUCCGUGGGGCCUGUGUGGGGCCCGGCAGGUGGCCCGGCACACGGCCCCGGGAACCGCGAGGCGUGGCUCUGAGCUCAGGGCAGCGGCGCCCACUGAGCCGCUCCUGCCCCCUGUUGCCCAGGCCAGAGACCUGGCCAUCCUGGAGGUCCCUCCACACACACUGUCCAAGGGUCUCCUGCUCACAGCGGUCCAAAUUGUUCCCGCCUCUCCUGCCCCACGUCAGGACCCAGCCCAUCUGGAGGCCGUGUCCCGCCGCCACGAUAAAGUCCGCCCCAGGCAGCCCCUUGGGCCUCACCCCUGACACCACCCUCGCCUGUACCCUUCAGCUGUCCUCUGCACUGUGGGCCCCUCCCCUCUGGGACUGGCCACGCCGGCCGGUGCACGCCUGGCCUCCCUGCAAGGCAGCGCUGAGGCAGUGCUCCAGCAGGGAUGGCCUGGUGUCUGCAGAACCAGUUGGCAGCACCGGGCGCGGUAGGGGGGUGUGCCGCCCAGUCCUGGGCAGAUCCGGGUCCUGGGUCUCGCGCGCCCGGGGGGAAGGGGCUGUGGGGCUCGGGGUGCCCUGGCACCCUUCUGUUGUGUGCUCAGGAGUUCAGUUUUGUACGAUUCAAGUUCCUGCUGCUGGAAAGACAACUUGAAAACCACAGGCCGCAGCCCCUCCCUGUGGUUCCCCCCACAGGCUGUGGCUGGGAGCUUUUGCUUUCACAAUGGAUCGUGGUAGAUACAGGUCCCGUCUGUGGCCGAAGCCGUGGUCAGGAACGCCUGUGCCCUGAGAAAGUCCACUUUGCAGCAGUGGCCUUGCCUCAUGGGCUGGGCCCAGCCAGGGCGGGGGGAGGGGCUUCUGCAGCAGCACCCUGUGUGUGUGGGCCCAAGCUCACUGCCUCCUGUUGUCUCUCGCCCUCCCCAGGUGUCACUUACAAAGAGGUGCUCAGCUUCAAGCCUCCCAGGCAGCUGGGGGCCAGGGUCUCCAAGGAGACGGCCCUGUGAAGACCUCUGGGGGGUGGCGGGGACACCCUGGGUACCACCUUGACCUUCAGAGCAUUGACUUGGAGGCUGAGCAGCCCCCCUCGAUCCACGGAUCCCUCUCCCUGCGGCCUGUUCCUCCGCACCUGGGUGCACACCUUAGCCAGCCUUGGAGGAGCACCUGAACUCUAAAGCCAGACAGGACCCCUGCCCGUCCUGGGGCUGGCCUCUGACCCCCGGAGCUGUGUGCCUGCCCCCCAGCCCCCGCAGGGUGGAGCAGGAAGCUGCGGAGCUGGCCGGAGUCAGGGCCCAGUCCUGGGCUCUGAUCUGAGGCCCAGCUCCUGAGGAGCAGGAAUGGAGGGGGGGUGCGGAGUUGCCAACUCAGGGACAUCAUCUCUCCCGGGUGUGGGGGAGCAUCCGUGGCCUCUCCUGACCCCUCCCCCCAGCCUGGAAUGUAAAUCAGCCACUUGGUGCACCCAGGUGGCCGGAAAGAAAUAAACAUUUUUAGGUCUCCA